This is a messenger RNA of Trichoderma reesei QM6a, 1341 nucleotides long. RefSeq lists its product as uncharacterized. Gene Ontology annotation, molecular function: iron ion binding; monooxygenase activity; heme binding. The record is from RefSeq and is a predicted model, not a curated record. Lineage: Eukaryota; Fungi; Ascomycota; Sordariomycetes; Hypocreales; Hypocreaceae. The transcript has 5 exons. The coding region runs from base 1 to 1341 and encodes 446 amino acids.
AUGCUGCUGCUCUCUCCCAUCGUCCUGAUAUGGGCAGCAGCCCUCCUACUUGCCGUCUUCUUGAUCCAACGCCUCAGAUCACCCUUGAGCAAGAUUCCAGGCCCAGCAGUCUCCAAAUACACUUCCUUGGUUCUCAAGUGGAAAGAGAUCAAGGCUCUGAGAACAGUCUACAUCCACCAGCUGCACCAGCAAUAUGGCCCCGUGGUCCGCAUCGCCCCGAAUGAGGUCUCGUUCACAUCCUGGGAGGCCUUGAAGGAGAUUUACUGCUCCGGAGGCAGCGGCUACGACAAGACGGAAUUCUACGACCUCUUUAAGAUUUACGGGAGAAGGACCAUGUUUACAACACUGAACAAGGCAGACCACGCCAAGAGGAAAAGGAUCCUGGCCGAUCGUUAUGCCAAUAGCAACAUCAUGAAGAGUGCAUCCGUCGCAGGGGUCCAAGAGCGCUCCUCCAAGUUUGUCCGGCGAUGCGUUUCUUCUCCAGGAGGCGUGUCAGACAUCUUUGUAAAUCGCCUCAUCUCGCACUACGCCCCUACUCUGCACCGUCUCUUCUCCAAGGUGCUUUAUCUGUUCGCAAAGCCUCGUGAAACCCCCCUGGCCGACGACUAUGUCCUGGAAACCAGCCAGCUGAGCGGCACGGCGCCCUUCACCCUCAUGAGCCGCUUUGACGAGAAGACGGGCGACCUCGACUACAUCGACAAGGCGGCAGAAUGCCUGGACCACAUGGCCGCGGGUAUCGACACCACGGGCGACGGGCUCUGCUUCCUCAUGUGGGAGCUAUCCCAGCCUCGCUCGCUCGCGUUCCAGCGAAAACUGGCCGACGAGCUGCGCGCGAACCGGGAGACGCCCUUUGACCGGCUUCCGUAUCUGGAUGCCGUUGUCAACGAGGGUCUGCGGUGCUUCCCGCCGAUCCCAAUGUCGCUGCCGCGCUACGUCCCCCAGGGUGGCCGCUCCAUUGACGGCUUCUGGCUGCCGGAGAAGACGAUUGUCAGCUGUCAAGCGUAUUCGGUGCAUCGCCUCAACAGCGCGAUAUUCCCCGAUGGCGACAGGUUCAAUCCGGACCGCUGGCUGGAACCGCAGGGAGACGCGGACCGGAGGAGGCUCCAGUUUGCGUUUUCCAACGGAGGAAGAGGCUGCGUUGGGAAGCACUUGGCUCUCCUUGAGAUGAAGACGUUGCUGCGGGAUGUGUAUUCCAGGUACAGCACGACGCCGCACGAGUCCAUGAGGGAGGAGGCCAUGGCCAUGUCGGACCAGCUCAUCUCGGCACGACCAUUGGGGCAAACGUGCCUUUUGCGUUUCCACGCUCUCGAAGAAGAUGACAACCGAGACGACGAGAUAUAG